Messenger RNA from Ceutorhynchus assimilis (cabbage seed weevil), 1860 nucleotides. The record is from the annotation of a GenBank genome assembly. NCBI's taxonomy places the organism in Eukaryota, Metazoa, Arthropoda, Insecta, Coleoptera, Curculionidae.
AUGACAGUUGAUAAAUUCGGUCGUCAUAUUUCGAAACGUAAUUCAAUGAAUAAAACGUCACUAGAAAAUGUCGAUUUUUCUACCGUUGAAAAUACAAUUUUAAACAACUUGAAAAAAGACCUAACUUAUUUUGGAAAAAAAAUAAAUGAAGAUUUUGAGAAUAGAUUAAAACAGGAUGUGAUUAAUGUUAAUAAAAGGUUGAAUGAAAAUGAUUGCAUCAACAAAAAAAAUUAUGAAAAGCUAACAAAAUUUGAAGGUGAUAUUGAAACAAUAACAAAAUAUCAUAAUGAUGUUAUUGAUUUGAAAAAUUAUUUUGAAACCGAAAUAACGAAAUUAAAAACAUACAUGAAUGAAACAUCAAAAAUCGAUAGUGUUCAAAAAAGCAUAGAAGAUAAUCUCAAAUUAAAAUUUGAAAAUUUUUCAACCAAAGUUUAUGAUAGAGUUACGAAAGAAGUAAAGUACUUCAAAAAUAAUCAUGAUAAUAUUGAUAAAAAUAUAAAGCGCUUGGACAGAACUUCAAAUUUAAAUGCACUACUACGAAAAAAAAAUACUGACGAUAUCGCAUUUAUAAAGGAGCAAUUAAACACAAUUUUGACACAAAUUCCAAAGCUAACAUCGAUACAAAGUUCAAGUGAAGAAGAAGUACGUAAUCUUAAAAUUAAAAUAAAUGACAUUGAAAUGAAUACUAAAGAAAUUACUGAGUUCAAAAAUCAAUUAAAUAAUAUUUCAUUGGACAUUUCGAGAUUGUCAUCUGUACAAAAUUCAAAGAUGGAAGAACAACUGAAACUCACAACCGAAAUUACUGAAAUAAAAUCGAUUAUCAAAGUGAUUACCGACCUAGAAAAUCAAUUCAAGAUUAUUUCAAUGAAAGUUAUAGAUUUGGGAAAAAAAAUUGAUGAAAUAAAAAAUCUAAAGGUUGAUGAAGACGUAGAGUUCAAAAUUGAUCAAAAAGUUGAACAAAUCAGAAAAUAUGGAACCAAGGAUAUUGAAUUAUUAAAAGAAAAAUUAAAUACAAUUUUAUCACAAGUUUCAGAAUUGUCUUUUACGCAAAUUUCAGGCAAAAAAGAAAUAGAACAGCUUAAAAUUGAUAUUGAUGACAUUAAAAUCAACACUAAAGGAAUUACUGAUUUCAAAAAUCAAUUUAAUAAUAUUUCAACAGAAAUUUCCAAGUUUUCCUUAAUGCAAAAUUCAAACAAAGAAGAAAUACUAAAACUUGAAACUCAAUUGACAAAGAUACAACUGGAAAUUUUAAAUUUAGGUAAAAGAAUUGAUGAAAUAAAAAAUCUAAAAAUUGAUGUAGAUUCCAAAAUUGAUCAGAAAGUUGAAAAAAUUGAAAAAGAUAUUCAGUUAUUAAGAGAAUAUGUUGAAAAUGAGGACAAAAAAUUGAAUGUGGGUAUUAAUAAAAUAAAUGAAACUAUGGGAACCAAAAUUAAAGAAAUAAUUAUUGAAAAUCUCAAAGCAGAAAUUGCACAAGUGAAAGAUAAAAUUGAAAAUAUAAGUACAGCUCAACUAGACAAAGUAAAUAAUCUUCUCAAUGGACAAAACCUGGAGGAAGUAUCGUUGACAAAAAGACGGUUGAUAUUUUCUAUUCAAUCUACAAUUCCAACUAUAAUUAAGAAAUUAAAUGAAGAAUUGAAGAAAAUAGAAGAAGAAGGAUUAGGUGAUGUCGAGAAUAGAACAAUUAAAUAUCUAAGAAUCCACAUUAAAGAUUGUCUUGAUAAUAUAAAUGGAGAAAUUGACAAAAUAUUUGAAUAUUUAAAGGAAACAGAUGAAAAAAUCAUGAUUAAUAAAUUGGAAAAAUGGGUGGAAUCUUACAAAAGCUAUUAUGAUAACUAUUAUUUAAAAAAAUUUAAUAAAUGA